CCUACAAGAUGCCAAGUGAAGAGGCCAACUUUGUCUAUAGGUACCCCAAGAGAGGGCACAGCCACUCCUACCUCACAGCUGAAGAGGCUGCGGGGAUUGGCAUCUUGACAGUGAUCCUCGGAAUUUUACUGUUCAUCGGCUGCUGGUAUUGUAGAAGACGAAGCGGAUACAGAAGAUUGAAGGACAAAAGCCUUCAUGCUGGCACUCCAAGUACUUUAAUAGGAAGAUGUACAUGUGAGGGGCUUGGUCACCAGGACAGCAAACUGCCUUUUCAAGAGAACAAUUGUGAAUUUGUGGUUCCCAAUGCUCCACCUGCCUAUGAGAAAGUCUCUGCAGAACAGUCACCACCACCUUAUUCUCCAUGAGAGCCAGCAAAGCCCUUGAGAGAUGCUGAAGUCAUUUCCCUCACAUUUUUCCCUAAAUUUAAUAUGGGCAUUUAAUGAUCUGCUUUGAAAUGCUGUAGUGUACAUUGCCUCUAAUAAUAAGCUUAGUGUUAAAUUCUUAGUAGGGCAAACAGCAAUACUAAUUGAGGAAAUGAUGAAAAAUAUUAAAAUGGAAAAACUUUGUCAAUAAACGUGUAAUGCAUGCUUUUGUGCCAGUAGUAAUGUUAAUAAACCUACGGUGUUGUAUUAUUUUCUGAGACAGUU
Molecule: messenger RNA, 647 nt
Organism: Pteropus alecto (black flying fox)
Lineage: Eukaryota; Metazoa; Chordata; Mammalia; Chiroptera; Pteropodidae
Gene: MLANA
Product: melan-A
Exons: 4
Coding region: 9-365 (118 amino acids)
Cellular component (GO): endoplasmic reticulum membrane; trans-Golgi network; melanosome
Source: RefSeq, a predicted model, not a curated record